This is a messenger RNA of Helobdella robusta, 699 nucleotides long. RefSeq lists its product as hypothetical. The transcript has 4 exons. The record is from RefSeq and is a predicted model, not a curated record. Bases 1 to 699 code for a protein of 232 amino acids. NCBI's taxonomy places the organism in Eukaryota, Metazoa, Annelida, Clitellata, Rhynchobdellida, Glossiphoniidae.
AUGUACAACAAAAACAACAUCCUCACAAACUACAAAAACAACAACACAAACUUUAGUGUAGAAGAAAUAAAACCAUCAUUGUUGUUAUUGUUAUUGUUAUUAUUAUUAUCAUCAGGGCUAUGGCAAGACGAAGAUGAAGACAUUAUCGUCAUCAUACCAGAAGAGGACGACGAUAACGAUGCCGAUGACUUCAUCAUCUCACCUGUACGACCCGAGCUACCUGUCAAAGGUGCCAUUGCUACUGAUGACGAUGAUGACGUAGAUGAUGACGACGAAGACGACGAGGAGGGGUUUUUUAAUGAGACAGGUGUUCUUGACAGGGUUUCCACAUUAUACCUGGAUAGAAUGCAGCAAGGGUACAGACUUUGCAUUCCAUGGAUUGAAGUGAAGUUUGUUGAUACCAAUGAUGGAUUUGGGCCUGCUGAUGACCACUCGUUUGCUCAGGCUUCUGUUUUGUGUUUAUUUUUAAAAAGAUGCAAAGUGUUACAAUCUUUAAUGUCUUGUGGAAUCGUCUCCCAUAUUCCUGGGCCGCCCAAUCGGUUCAUCAUGAGUUCAUCAUUAAGAAGCUAUGAAAAAAUGUUUUACCUGCAGAAACACACUUUAAAAAAAGCAUCAAAGAUGCCUUUGCGAGCCAUAGUUUUACUAUCUUACGACAAGCACAUCUACCCACUACCUGACUAUUCAAACCUCUUUUCUUGA